AAGGCAAGGAGGGAGGGAAGAGAGAUGGAGAAGCAAAACAUCCUCACCUCCCUGGGGUCAGAUAGAAGCAGUCAAGCUGCUGUGUUGUGCCUACAGGGUUAAAGGUGACUCAUCUCCAACUCACACAGAUACCAGACACACAUAUCACGCACACAUCUCAGAGGUCAAACUGAGGGUCAUGACCAGCUGACAGUGAGCAGAAACAAGACGCUAUACACCACACACACUUUGUGCAAUGCUGGGCUGCCUGGCGCUCUGGGGAAGAGCAGAAGCAGGCAUGACAGUAUGUGUGUGUGUGCGUUUGUAAUGUAUCCUCCCGUCCUGUAGGUGGCGAGCAGGCAGCCAGCAGACCGUUCUCUAUGAGGAGCAGUAGAAGAUGCCGGCUCUGCCAGCGCUGCUGCUGUCGAUACACUUCUCCUCCUUCCUGCUAGUUACCAUGGCACCACGCUCCGGAAGCCAGGCCGCCCUGCUCUCCUCCGUCCGGAUGGCUGCGAUCCUGGAUGACCAGUCAGUGUGUGGGCGUGGGGAGCGGCUGGCUCUGGCCCUGGCCAGGGAGAACAUCAACAGUGUGAUGGAGGGAGGUGCCAGAGCCCGUGUGGAGGUGGAUAUAUUCGAACUGCAGAGGGACUCCCAGUACGAGACCACUGACACCAUGUGCCAGAUUCUACCUAAAGGAGUGGUGUCUGUGAUAGGCCCUGCCAACAGCCCUGCUUCUGGCUCUACUGUCAGUCAUAUAUGUGGAGAGAAGGAGAUCCCACAUGUAAAGAUAGGUCCAGAGGAGACUCCCAGGUUGCCCUACCUGCGUUUUGCCUCGGUCAGUCUAUACCCUAGCAAUGAGGACCUGAGCCUGGCCGUGGCAGCCAUCCUGCGAUCCUUCAGCUACCCCUCAGCCAGCCUGGUCUGCGCCAAGGCCGAGUGCCUUCUGCGAUUGGAGGAGCUAGUGCGGCGCUUCCUGAUCUCCAGGGAGACCCUGUCAAUCAGGAUGCUGGAUGACAGCCUGGAUCCCACCCCUCUGCUGAAGGAGAUACGAGACGACAAGGUGGCCACCAUCAUCAUCGACGCCAACGCCUCCAUCUCCUACCUCAUCCUUAAAAAGGCGUCAGAGUUGGGGAUGACAUCAGCGUUUUACAAGUACAUCCUCACCACCAUGGACUUCCCCCUGCUGAGGCUGGAUGACAUAGUCGAUGACCAGUCCAACAUCAUAGGGUUCUCCAUGUUCAACACCACCCAUCCGUUCUACCUGGAGUUCAUCAGGAGUCUCAACCUGUCCUGGAGGGAGGGCUGUGAUCUCAUCUACCCCGGGCCUGCGUUGUCGUCAGCGUUGAUGUUUGACGCGGUGCACGUUGUGGUGGGGGCGGUGAGGGAGCUCAACAGGAGUCAGGAGAUUGGAGUCAAACCUCUUAGCUGCACCUCUCCUCAGAUCUGGCAACACGGCACCAGCCUCAUGAACUACCUACGCAUGGUGGAGUAUGACGGUCUGACAGGCCAUGUGGAGUUCAACAGUAAAGGACAGAGGACCAACUACACCCUGAGGAUUCUGGAGAAACACCGCAGGGGUCACAGAGAGAUUGGUAUCUGGUACUCCAACAACACACUGGCUAUGAACGCCACCAGUCUGGACAUCAACGUCUCGGAAACACUGGCCAACAAGACCCUCGUCGUCACCACCAUACUGGAGAGCCCCUAUGUGAUGCGUAAGGGUAACUACCAGGAGUACCAGGGGAAUGACCAGUACGAAGGCUUCUGUGUGGACAUGUUGAGAGAGCUGGCAGACAUCUUGAAGUGCUCCUUCAGGAUUAAACUGGUGGAUGAUGGGCUGUAUGGAGCGCCUGAACCCAACGGGUCCUGGACCGGCAUGGUGGGAGAGCUCAUCAACAGGAAAGCAGACUUGGCAGUAGCAGGCUUCACCAUCACGUCUGAGAGGGAGAAAGUCAUAGACUUCUCCAAGCCCUUCAUGACGCUAGGAAUCAGCAUCUUGUACAGAGUCCACCUGGGGAGGAAGCCGGGGUAUUUCUCCUUCCUGGACCCCUUCUCUCCAGCCGUUUGGCUCUUCAUGCUGCUCGCCUACCUGGCUGUCAGCUGUGUGCUCUUCCUGGCUGCAAGGUUGAGUCCCUAUGAGUGGUACAACCCCCACCCGUGUCUGCAGGGGCACAAGGACAUGCUGGAGAACCAGUACACCUUAGGGAACAGCCUGUGGUUCCCUGUUGGAGGCUUCAUGCAGCAGGGCUCUGAGAUCAUGCCCCGUGCCCUGUCCACACGCUGCGUCUCAGGGGUCUGGUGGAUGUUUACGCUGAUCAUCAUCUCCUCCUACACGGCCAACCUGGCAGCCUUCCUGACCGUCCAGAGGAUGGAGGUGCCCAUCGAGUCUCCUGACGACCUGGCUGACCAGACCAACAUCGAGUAUGGCACUAUCCACGGGGGGAGCACCAUGACUUUCUUCAUGAACUCGCGCUACCAGACAUACCAGCGCAUGUGGAACUACAUGCACUCCAAGCAGCCCAGUGUGUUUGUGAAGAGCACGGAGGAGGGCAUUGCCCGCGUGGUCAACUCUAAAUAUGCCUUCCUCCUGGAGAGCACCAUGAAUGAGUACUACCGCAAACUCAACUGUAACCUCACCCAGAUAGGUGGUCUGCUGGACACCAAGGGUUACGGCAUCGGCAUGCCACUGGGCUCUCCGUUCAGAGAGGAGAUCACUAUGGCCAUCCUGCACCUGCAGGAGAACAACAGGCUGGAGAUCCUGAAGAGGAGGUGGUGGGAGGGAGGACAGUGCCCUAAAGAGGAGGACCACAGAGCCAAGGGUCUGGGCAUGGAGAACAUCGGGGGUAUCUUCGUGGUGUUGAUCUGUGGCCUCAUCAUCGCUGUGUUCGUGGCCAUCAUGGAGUUUGUGUGGUCGACGCGCUGCUCUUCAGAGACAGACGAGGUGUCUGUCUGUCAGGAGAUGCUCACCGAGUUCCGAAACGCCAUAUCCUGUAAGAAGAGUUCCCGUUCCCGUCGUCGCCGCCCCCUGGGCAACUCCGCGGCCCUCCGCCACCCCACCCGCAUCGCCCUGGGGGCCCUGCGGCCACUCCGCCUCGUACGGGAGAUGCGCCUCAGCAACGGCAAGCUCUACAGCGGCUCGGGACCCCUGACUGGGGGAGCAGGGGGGCCAGGAGGGGGUGUAGGGGCUGGGGGAGGUCCCUCAGACAUGGGCCCCGGGCCUCAGCGACUCCUGGAGGACACUCUGGGGGCCAACACCACCCCUCCUCACCCGCCCCAGCCGCAGGCCGCCGUGGCACUCCCUCGCAGCUGCACACACGUCAGGAUCUGCCACGAGUGCAGGAGGAUCCAGAGCCUGAGGUCAGGGAUGGGCUCCACGAGGAUCCCCCCCUCAUCUGCACCCUUGCCCCGCCUGCCCCCUCCUCCUCCCCCCUCCUCCUCCAACACAGACAGCGAGGGAGGAGGUGGGUCCAGCCCCCGGCGGCUCCCCCACAGCACCCCUGCACCCUGCCUACCCAUACCACCCCCACAGAGCAGCACCGACACAGACCUUCUGGGGAAGCAGGACUAAGACUGACGAACUAGGAGGGGCUGGAGUGUAUAUGUGGGGGCAAGUUAACAGUGACUUAACUGAUGUUUUGAGCUGCUCAGUGACACACUAUUCUGUGACCCUCUGUACAUUGGCCUCCAGGAGGGAACUACAGGAAGAGAAGGAGGGAGAGAGAGAGAAUUAGAGGGCUCAAAGACGUUGUGAAAUGUGUGAUGAAGCAAUGGAAAUUAUAUAUUUGCACAGAUACCAAAAGACACACCCAUACAGAAGGAGAAAUAAGGAGAGACUUCCUUUGCUCUCCAGCGCGCUGCCCAGCUGGUUCUGAUGUUAGCCCAGUCUGUUCACAGAACCAUGCUCCACUAUGUUCUGGCUUUGUGAUUUACUUGAAGAUGGCUGCUCGGUUCUUAUCUUGACUUACCAGUGGAUCAAUCAGGACUGAGCUACACUUUAAAGCAGUCAGGUAACGCACAUAAUUUGAUGCCAGACAUACUGGUUUCUCUGUUGGUCUCUCUCUGUUCUCCCCGCUCUCUCUCUCCAUCUCUCUCUCUCUUUCCCUUUCCAUGGUACCACAGACUCUCAUCUAGAGCGGCCAGCUCUUCCUCUCUGGACGGUGACCACUGGAGGAGGAGCCCACAUCGAUCCUGGAGGACCUUUAAUCUAUGUAACAUACAACAACAGAAGACUUUAAAACUGACUCAGAGAAUUAUAUGAUUUUCUAGAUUUUUUUGUUGUUGUCUUUGUCAUUUGGUUACCAUUGUUCUAAGUGGAAGUUACAGAAAAAUAAAGACUAUAUAUGUGA
Molecule: messenger RNA, 4325 nt
Organism: Salvelinus namaycush (lake trout)
Lineage: Eukaryota; Metazoa; Chordata; Actinopteri; Salmoniformes; Salmonidae
Product: glutamate receptor ionotropic, kainate 5-like
Exons: 19
Coding region: 377-3547 (1056 amino acids)
Biological process (GO): modulation of chemical synaptic transmission; synaptic transmission, glutamatergic; monoatomic ion transport
Cellular component (GO): postsynaptic membrane; plasma membrane; presynaptic membrane
Molecular function (GO): kainate selective glutamate receptor activity; transmitter-gated monoatomic ion channel activity involved in regulation of postsynaptic membrane potential
Source: RefSeq, a predicted model, not a curated record